AUAUGUUUUAUUUUUGAUGCUAUUCUAUUUUUUUUAAAAUCUCAUCUCUUUCCAGAUGUGCAAAGCAGGUACAGACCUGUCCAAAUACUGACUGAGGGCUGUACAGCUACCAGAGGACACAAUGCUUUUCCACGGUGAGGACCUCUUGUCGUGCACGGUGUGUCUGAGCUGAAAGCAGAUGUGGAAGCUUCGGACACAGAUGUCGAGCGAAACGUGGAAAUCGUGUCCGAGAUAAUAGCAGAAGUCGUCCCCCCACCCCCUUCCCUCCCCUCCUCCCCUCCCUCCCCCUCGCCGGACCAUGGGACUGACGGAGCUGCUUCUCGGACUGCUGUGGCUCCGCUCCGCUCUGCUCUGUGCAGCAGGCUGCAGUGAGCGAGUGGAGGUCCAUACAGAGCGGAGGGGUGUGAUCUACAGUCCCUCCUGGCCUUUAAACUACCCCCCUGGAGUCAACUGCAGCUGGCAUAUCCAGGGAGGUCAGGGAGAGGUCAUUACCAUCAGUUUCCGUAACUUCGACGUGGCUGAGUCAGGAAGUUGUUUGCGAGACUGGCUUCUGCUGACUCCUACGUGGAACGGGGAAUCCAGGCUGUGUGGCUCCGUGCUGCCUCCUCCCUUCGUCUCCACCAGGGGGCGUGUUUGGCUCUAUUUCCACUCUCAUGCCAACAGCUCCGGGCAAGCCCAGGGCUUCCGGCUCUCCUACAUCAGAGGUCACCUGGGUCAGAGCAGCUGUCAGUCAGAUGAAUUCCUGUGUGGGAAUGGGAAGUGUCUUCCUCGCUCCUGGAAGUGCAACGGUCAGGAUGAAUGUGGGGAUGCCACCGACGAACGCAGCUGCUCCCCCCCUCCCACUGAGGCCCAGCCUGGCCCCUGCCCCUUCGGCUCCCUCCCGUGCACCGAGGCCCAGUCCACCCGCUGUCUGCCUGCCGCCCUGCGCUGCAACGGGGCCCGUGACUGUCCUGACGGCACAGACGAGCUGGGUUGCCCCGACACUACCUGUGGCAAACGUCUGGGGAACUUCUACGGCUCCUUUGCUUCCCCCGAUUUUUUUCGGGCUAACAGGAGCGCCGUGGCGGAGCUGAGGUGUUCCUGGUUGCUGGACACCCAGGACCCCAAGCCCAUCGUGCUGCAGCUGGACCUGCAGCUGGGGCCCAGAGACUCGCUGCAUGUCUACGAUGGCCUGUUGCAGCGGGCAGAGCACCUCUUACAGGUGUUGUCGCAUCAUAACAACAGGCGCCCGGCACUGCUGGAGUCGAGUCGGGGACAGAUGAGUGUUUUGUACAUGGCCCAGCCUCACAGCCCCGGACAUGGCUUCAAUGCCACAUAUCAGGUAAAAGGUUACUGUUUUCCCGGCGAGCAUCCCUGUGGCAGUGAUCAGGGCUGCUACUCUGAACGCCAACGCUGCGACGGCUACUGGCACUGCCCCUCUGGCCGCGACGAGGAGACCUGUCCGACGUGCCCGGACGGGGAGUUCCCCUGCGAGGGCGGUACUGGUGUGUGCUACCCAGCCUCUGAGCGCUGCAACAACCAGAAGAGGUGCCCGGAUGGCUCGGACGAGAAGAACUGCUAUGACUGCCAACCUGGAAACUUCCACUGUGGGACUAACCUGUGCAUCUUUGAGACGUGGCGGUGUGACGGCCAGGAGGACUGCUUAGACGGGAGCGAUGAGAGGGACUGUCUGGCAGCCGUGCCCAGGAAAGUGAUCACGGCCGCCCUGAUCGGCAGCCUGGUCUGCAGUCUCCUGCUAGUCAUUGCCCUCGGCUGUGCCCUCAAACUCCACUCCCUCAGGAGCAGAGAGUACAGAGCUUUUGAGACUCAGAUGACUCGCAUGGAGGCCGAGUUUGUUCAGAGAGAGGCUCCCCCGUCGUACGGUCAGUUAAUCGCCCAGGGUCUCAUCCCUCCAGUGGAGGAUUUCCCAGUGUACAACCCCACCCAGGCCUCCAUGUUACAGAACCUGCGGUUGGCGAUGCGCAGACAGAUCAGACGUCACUCAACGCGGCGCUCCACCUCCUCCUCUCGUCGGCGUCUCGGCCAUCUGUGGAGUCGCCUGUUCCACAGUGGAGGGCGAACCAGAGGCCACGUCCCCCUGCUCGACCCCCCUGGACCCACACAGAUCACACUGGGGCUCCACAGCUACCGAACUGUGGGUGUGCAGGGGCCCCAGGCAAGGGCCAGGUCUGGAGCUGGGCUCGGGGAUGAGGUUGAUGUAGAGGGUACGCCGGGCUCCUGCUGCUCAGCCGCCAUGGACCUGCAGGCCUGGACCCCGGAGAGCCCUGCGUCACCUCUCUCCUUGCAGUCAGUGGACAGUCCAGAAGAUGAGGAUCUGUCACCUGUCUGCAGGGAAAGCAGCAGAGCUCCUCAGUCUGAGCCCCCCACCCCUGUUCGGAGGGACUCUCCAGCCCACAGCGGACCCCCUCCCACACCCCAGGAAGCCCCUGUACCCUCGUGCCACCCCCGGGCAUCUAGGAAACUGGUUCUGGAGCUCGCUGUUAACCUAAAGGGUGUUUCCUUGAGACGUUACUCCCCCUUGGGGCCCUUAUCCCCUAUCUCACCCCCUGUGUUUCCCAGCAGCUCCCAGACAUCCACAACAUACCCUCCCUCCCAGGGGCUGGAGGUGACUUCACCUUCUGAGCCCUCGUCUUCUUCUGUGAAAGCAGAGGACAGUGACAGCCAUUUUACUGUGGAAGUGCCAAGCAGGGAAAUAAGAAGCAGGGAUGAGAGGAGGAGGGAGGGCAAGAGCAGACUCUGCAGGUUCAGCAGGACCUUCAGUGAUGAGGGAGGGGAUUGAGGGAGGGAGACAACGCCAUGCUGAAGAGUUUGGGAAGAUACUCCUCUUUCCCCUCACUCUGUUGAGACCUGGUGUCAGCAAUAUCUGCUCUGCUGAAGUGUCUUUGAAAUGUGUCGCCACCAGAUCCAGAGGUGAGACCCGUUACCUUAGCCCACCACAUGAAGGAGGUACAGUAAAAUAUAAUUAGCUCGUGUCCAUUCAACAAUGCAUAAAAGUCUGCAAAUGCACAAAAUUAUGCAUAUUUCCCUAAGAUGAAUAAAACCAGCAGUGGAAGUGCUUAUGGUCUGUAAAUCUCUUUGUCAAAUAGACGCUUAAUGUUGACUCUCACAAUUAAAUGCAAGCAGGCACUCCUGUUCAUCAUGAGCCUGUUCCAGAAAAUCAAAUUUAAUUCUGGCCACCAGUACCAAUACAAUAUACAACAUUCUUACAACGCGAAAACAGCCUUUUGUGUUGUUACCCAGAGCCAUUAUGCACCGCUAUAUACUGUGAACCGUAAAGGCACAUUAAGUGAUCACGUAUGAAUUUAUCUGAUUAACGAUCCUCUACUCUGUCUUAUUCCCACUUUAUUGUAUGAGGUGGUAUUAUUAUUAUUAUUAUUGUAUGACAUUUUUAGAAGGUCAUGGCUGGCUGUCACAUGAAAGGUUAAAGCUGGCGAUAUUUUUUAAAUUUUUGUUAUUGUCAACAAAUCAUAGGGAAUCUCUCAAUACUUUUCAACUUCGCCAGCCUGUGUAUAUACUUACAUUUAAGAAAAGGCUAAAUCAUUUCCUAAAACAACAGGUCACUUUCAAGAAACGUUACUCAAACAGGAGUUAAUAGUGCAUUUGUUGGAGACUAUUUUCAGCCGCCGAUUAAUACACAUUUGGUCCACUAAAGAGUAUUUAGUGGUGCAUGUCAUCCCCUCUCUCUCCCCUGCCGUCUCUCUCUACUGUUACACAAAUAAAGUGGAAAUGCCAAAAAAUAAUCUUUAAAAAAAACCCCACAUUAACUACAGUGUCCAUGUUCAUGGUGAUGAGGUAACAUGUGACCCAGUGCAACAGUGUGGCUCACUGAUAUGUUUUUAAUAGUUUUUGGACAACAAUGGAGCUCUUUGACACAGAGGAAUAAGCUUUAUCAGGCUACACAGACAACACUUGUUAGUAGGAUUAAUACAUUGUUGGCUUUGGUCUUUUCAUAGGAUUGGUUGACAAUAAGAAAAAUAUCAAAUAUCACCAGACAUACCUUUUUAAUACAACUUUGAACCACAAAAGUUUGACAUUUUCGGAAAUACGCUUAUGUGCUUCCUGGCGAGAGUCGGAGUCCAUUCAUUAUGAAAUUGGAGCAUGAAGACUGGAAACAGGGUGAAACAGCUAGCCUGGCUCUGCCCAAAUAUAGCUUGUGAGCUUCAAAGGUGCUGGCAGGCGGAUUUUGUUACCUUCAGACAGAACCAGGCUAGCUGUUUCCCCCUGUUUCCAGUCUUUGUGCUAAGCUACACUAACCGGCUGCUGGCUGUAGCCUUGUUUAUAACGAUAUGAGAGUGGUAGCAAUCUUCUCAUCCAGCUCUUAGCCAAAAGGGAAACUAAGAGCAUUCCCCAAAAAUGUCAAUCUAUUCCUUCAACACCCUUUGUCAGUAUUUAUUCAUCAUAAACAGUACGUUUCCAGUGCUACUCUUCGUCAGUGAUACUUCAGUCACUCCUUUUAAGAAACAUCAAAAACUUUCUCAGUAUGUUUUGGAAGUUGUAUCAAAUAGAUUUCAAUUCAGCAUUUUUAACUUGAUAUAUCAUUAGUUUUAAAAAGCCAAACUUGGAUGGAAACUGAGUUAGUGAAUCCAAGUAUAUUGCCUGUAACUCUGCUCAGACCCUCGUCCUCCUCAAAUCAAACCUAAACUGUCCUCUCAAGGAAGCCUUUCCUCACUUGAAUGAACUUGACCAUGUAUGUGUCAGUGUCUGCUCUGAUUUCCAUUCAGUGCAGUGAAGAUUUUAUGUGAAUAUCCAGGAAAUGUUAGCAAGAGUGGCUUCACUUCAGAAUAUUGAUUGUUUGUCGAGUCCUCUUCAUCCCAGCGGUAUCUCUGCUGUCCCGCUGACUGCACACUGGUCACUGCAGACGUCUGGACUGCUGGUUUAUUCCACUGGAAAUUCAUAUCUAUACUGUGGAAUUUUCUAUGACAGGAUGUUAAAACAAAGACCUCUAUUUUUCAGUCUUAAGUGGAGACCUGUACAAGUUCAACUUUAUAUUUCGCUCUCUGCCUUGACAAACAUUGAACUUGAUUGAAACCUGGUCACUUGUGUCUCAGAUGUUUUUUUGUAAAGAUUGUGUCUCUGAGGUGACCCUAAUCACUUUGGGACUUCUAAAGAAUGUAUCAUUUUUCUUGAAAUCAAUGAAUUUCUCCCUCUUUUACUGCAGGAUACGGACACUGAACAGAAAAGUCAGAUAACCUGUGUAGGUAGGGAGAGUAUGAGAAAUGAGCAGGAGCCAAAUGCUGGUUGGUUUGUAGCUGCAGUGUCAGGUUUCUGUACAGAAUACAUGGUCUUUCCUGCAGUUUUUCCAUGCUACCCUCAUGUGCUUCCUUCUUAUAGAAGUUUUGUCAUAAACAGCUGCUACAUGCUACGUGCCAUUAGGGAUGUCUCCAUAUCCCCUCACAAGUAAUUCCUGCCUAAUGAUCGUUCUGAUUCCUUUUCCUUUCUUUGAGAUCUGGAGAGAUACAAAUCAGUUUACGUAUUCCUAGUUUUACACAUUUUCUGCUUUUUUCUCUUGCACCUCGUUAUUUAAGUUCAAAGCCUGUUGUCCUCAUUUGACUUAAAGUGAAAUAAUGUAGCUGCUGUUUGAAAAAAAUCACAUAUCUGCAGAAUGUAGUUACUUGCUUUGUAAUGUACAGAAGUGUGUUAAAAAUGCCUUAACGGUUUUUCUUUGCUGUUGUAAAUAUCACAGACGGUUUUACUGAUCACAGUUGUGGUUUACAUGUUUGAAGAGAUUAGAUUUGUCUGUGUGUCUGGACACAGCUUUCUGAUGUGACAUGUGAUUGGUACAACCGACUGCUCUGGAGUUAUAGUGCACUACUGCGUCAGGAAUCUCUGGGAUUAUUAAUGGCAGGGGAGUUGGGGAAAAGAAAAUUUGUUUUUUUUUUUUUUUUUAAUAACCUUAUUCCAGUGUAUUUACCUGUUUUAUUUAAAUGGUAAUCUGUAAAAGUCUUGGUGACAUUCAUUGCUUUGAUGUUUUUCCAGACUGCAACCAUCAGUCUUUCAGUUCUUUGUAUGUAAAGUAAGAUGUGGUUAAUGUGAUGUUUUAUUAUCCAUCAGCUAGGAUCAAGGUUUCGGUUCUGUACCCUGAGUUUUACUGGUUUGUUAAAAUUGUGAUAAACUGCUGGGCAGAAGCCACAUCAAGAUCUUCUAAACCGUUUUGUCAGUGUUUUUCCCCCCCAUUGCAUUCAUUCACUCUAAUGAACAUUAUCAAACCCUUUUCCCGGUAUGCUACAAUCACAGAGUAAUAACUGCACUUUUCAGUGUGUUAGCACACAGGUAAAUACACUGGAUCAAGGCCAUUGGAAAGUACUACUGAACCAGGUUGUCUGAUAAUGGCAUCCCCUCUCCUUGCUGUCUGAUUUAGAAGCUUCUUCCCUGUCAAAAGCUGAAGUCAACAUAUACUGUGUUUGUAGAAAAGCAUUUCUCUCAUUUUGAGAACUAUAUUUGUAUAUUUGUGCUGAAAGAGAAAUGCAACCAUGACAUUGGUUGGUUUGCUGAUCAAAACCCUGUACAGCCUUCUGCUUAUUAGUCAUUGUUUUCCUGUGCCUGCAAUUAAUAAAUUUCGAGCUCUUUAUCA
Molecule: messenger RNA, 6571 nt
Organism: Siniperca chuatsi (mandarin fish)
Lineage: Eukaryota; Metazoa; Chordata; Actinopteri; Centrarchiformes; Sinipercidae
Gene: lrp3
Product: low density lipoprotein receptor-related protein 3
Exons: 8
Coding region: 299-2779 (826 amino acids)
Cellular component (GO): plasma membrane
Molecular function (GO): protein binding
Source: RefSeq, a predicted model, not a curated record